AAACCAAAAAAAAAACAACAACAACAGAAACAAAAAACAGGCUUAGCUUUACAAGAUGUUUGCUGUGUUCAUUGUAUACAUCAGUAUGCAUGUGAACUUCUGGUUCACACAGAAUGAACUGCAGACGGCUUUACCACCAAAUGUUUCAGUUUCGAAAACCAUGGUUUUACGAUGAUGAGAUGAGAUAACAACACACAAAAGAGGCUCCAAUGUUUUCUUUUUUUUCUGCAGGCAGAGAAAGCAGAAGGAUUCAUCAACCUCUCCGGCUUCUCCGUCGAACAGGCCAAACAUUGCAGGAGGAAACAUGCGAUAACAGCGAGUCAUCCUCUGGUGGUGAACAUUUUCAUCGCUGCGGAGAGCUUCACCGACAUGAACAGGUGGAUCAGAAAACUGUCGGAGGCGGCCGAGCCGUGUGAACUGAUCCACGCUGAAGAGUGCUACAGUGAGGGCAGCGAUCAGGACUGUGAUGAUCUCGUUUCCUGUCCUCGACAGCCCGAUCCAGAAACAUCUGAAGACACUCCUCUCCUCUACGAGUCCCUGCAGAGUGACCACAGAAGAAGAAGUACCUCCGAGGUGGCGGGUUUGAGUAGAAACAGAAGAAGAAGAAAAGCCUCGGAGGGCUCUGAGCGUCUCUCCUGGUUAGAUCUCCCCGGGCCGGAUGGAGACAGCACAGGAGCGUCCCUCCCUCCUGUCGGCACGGGAGCGUCCCUCCCUCCUGUCGGCACGGGAGCGUCCCUCCCUCCUGUGCACGCUGAACGAGAGGAGGAUGUCCCAGACCAGCCGGCUCCGGAUGAGAUGGAGAGCCUUUACGUCCACCUGAAGGCGGCCAGCUUGUCUCUGAUUGGACGGUCCAGUCAGAGGGACUUCAGGGCGUCGUUUGCCAGACGAUGUAAGAACGACAAAGUCAACGAGAAGCUUCACCUGCUCAGGAUCCUCAGCAGCACGUUAAAGGCGAAACAGUCGGAGCUGCUGGCGGUGGAGCAGAUCCUGACCGACCCGACUCUCACCCCGCCAACGUACAGAAAGUGGAGGAUCUCCAACUCCGUCUUACUGCAGGAGAUCAGGCAAAGAAACCAGGCAGCAGGGGGGGCCGUGGAGCGGAGACCUCCUGAUCAGCGCUCUGUGACCUGAUGACAAGAGGUGCAGUCAGUGGAGACUGCAGACCAGCAAAGAGCAAGACCGCGUUUGACGGGUCCUCCACGAGAUUUGGAAUACCCUCCCAUCAGAAAUAAAAAUCAUGAACUGACUCCAAAGCUUUGGUUAACAAGGCGCAACUAUAUGGAGAUAGAAUUGUCUCAUACAUAUCCAAAUGAUGUGUAGAAAUAUACAAAUAUAAAAACGUGACACACAAAUAAAUAAGCUAAUUUGCAUAAAUAAACGUGCAUUUGUAAAUCUAUUUUCGAGAUUUGAGAAUAAAUAUUCUCGACUUUG
This is a messenger RNA of Labrus bergylta (ballan wrasse), 1431 nucleotides long. NCBI's taxonomy places the organism in Eukaryota, Metazoa, Chordata, Actinopteri, Labriformes, Labridae. The record is from RefSeq and is a predicted model, not a curated record.